Phytophthora sojae is the source of this 1827-nucleotide messenger RNA. RefSeq lists its product as hypothetical. The transcript has 3 exons. The record is from RefSeq and is a predicted model, not a curated record. Bases 1 to 1827 code for a protein of 608 amino acids. NCBI's taxonomy places the organism in Eukaryota, Oomycota, Peronosporomycetes, Peronosporales, Peronosporaceae.
AUGACCACCCCGAGCCACGAGACCAACGACGCCAAGUCCAACAACAUCGUCGAGGGUCUGCAGCUCGAGCGCAACCUGGGUGCCGGUGGCGGCCUGCGCGGCUCGCAGGCGCAGGACACGCCGAGCCAGGACGACGGCUACACUGGCCAGGACCAAAACACGCCGAGCCAGCAGGACAACACCAACCAGGACGACGGCCACAAGGAGGGCGAAGAGGGCCAGCACGAGCAGAAGGAGGACAAGGAGAAGAAGGAAAAGAAGGAUGACAAGGAAAAGAAGGAGAAAAAGGAGAAGACGGAUGACAAGGACGACAAGGAAAAGAAGGAGAAGAAGGACAAGAAGGACGACGACGACCACAAGCAAAAGGAAAAGAAGAAGGAGAAGAAGGACGACGGCGACCACAAGAAGAAGGAGAAGAAGGAUGACGACGACCACAAGAAGAAGGAGAAGAAGGAUGACGACGACCACAAGAAGAAGGAGAAGAAGGAGAAAAAGGAGAAGAAGGACAAUAAGCACGACGAUGACCACAAGCAGAAUAUUCCUAGCGACACGCCCAACCAGGACACGCCUAACCAGGACACGCCUAACCAGGAGGAGCCCACCCCCACGCCGGAGACCCCCGUGCAGGAGGAGCCCACCCCUACUCCGGAGACCCCCGUGCAGGAGGUGCCUACCCCGACGCCGACUACCCCUGAGAUCCCGACGCAUGAGGAGCCCACCCCCACGCCGGAGACCCCCGUGCAGGAGGAGCCCACCCCUACUCCGGAGACCCCCGUGCAGGAGGUGCCUACCCCGACGCCGACUACCCCUGAGAUCCCGACGCAGGAGGAGCCCACCCCCACGCCGGAGACCCCCGUGCAGGAGGAGCCCACCCCCACGCCGGAGACCCCCGUGCAGGAGGAGCCCACCCCUACUCCGGAGACCCCCGUGCAGGAGGUGCCUACCCCGACGCCGACUACCCCUGAGAUCCCGACGCAGGAGGAGCCCACCCCCACGCCGGAGACCCCCGUGCAGGAGGAGCCCACCCCUACUCCGGAGACCCCCGUGCAGGAGGUGCCUACCCCGACGCCGACUACCCCUGAGAUCCCGACGCAGGAGGAGCCCACCCCCACGCCGGAGACCCCCGUGCAGGAGGAGCCCACCCCCACGCCGGAGACCCCCGUGCAGGAGGAGCCCACCCCUACUCCGGAGACCCCCGUGCAGGAGGUGCCUACCCCGACGCCGACUACCCCUGAGAUCCCGACGCAGGAGGAGCCCACCCCCACGCCGGAGACCCCCGUGCAGGAGCAGCCCACGCCCGCCCCCACGACGCCUGAGGACGUUCAGGGCAGCCACGAGACCGAGGUGACCCCUGCUCCCACGACGCCCGAAAUUCCGGUGCAGAACGCCCCUCCUUCGCCCGAGAACCCUGGCCAGGAGGAGCCUCCUUCGCCGGAGAACCCUGUCCAGCAGGGCAGCUACGACCACGAGGUGCCCACGCCCGCCCCCACGACGCCUGAGGACGUUCAGGGCAGCCACGAGACCGAGGUGACCCCUGCUCCCACGACGCCCGAGAUUCCGGUGCAGAACGCCCCUCCUUCGCCCGAGAACCCUGGCCAGGAGGAGCCUCCUUCGCCGGAGAACCCUGUCCAGCAGGGCAGCUACGACCACGAGGUGCCCACGCCCGCCCCCACGACGCCUGAGGACGUUCAGGGCAGCCACGAGACCGAGGUGACCCCUGCUCCCACGACGCCCGAGAUUCCGGUGCAGAACGCCCCUCCUUCGCCCGAGACCCCCGCUGUGACGCCUGCCGUGACCAAGCCCCACACGUUGGACUGCGCUUUCUAA